This is a messenger RNA of Nicrophorus vespilloides, 1048 nucleotides long. Its product is annotated as dentin sialophosphoprotein-like. The record is from RefSeq and is a predicted model, not a curated record. Lineage: Eukaryota; Metazoa; Arthropoda; Insecta; Coleoptera; Silphidae.
UCUGUCAGAUGUUUAGCAUGUUGGCAUCUGUGUUGGAAUCCAGACGCUGUUGCGCAACUGAUUUUCUCGGUUUUCCCAUUUAAAAACAAAACUGAAAAUGCCGAGUUUUCAGUUACGCAACCGGACGGCCGCGUAAUUAGGUCCGAAUUGGACAUGAGGGAGGUGGUGAACGACGAGCGGAAAGUGCGCAGCCCCCCGGAAAAUCGCAGUUUCGUGAUCAGCUGGAAGCCAUCUUGUUAUGUUUAUAUAUGUAUAUGCAAUGAAACGUAAACAUGGGAUGCUCUGAUUUAAAUUGUCUUCCGUGGACCGGAGUCUCCCCGAGGUAUGAUGCUGUUACUGGGGACAACAGUAUGCUAGAUUGAAAAUGGCAAACAGUGAGGGACAAACUGAGUUACUAACUGGUUGGUCGUGUGUGGUGCAUCAACCUAGUGAAGAUCCAGAACCCUCCGAGUUGCCAAGCACUGUUGAUAUCACAGCGUUCAGUGCCGGCCUCAACGUGGAACCGUCAGCGAACGCCCAGAACAACGAGGGCUCCGAAACGGACAGCGACUCUGACUCUGAUUCAAAUAAUUCUGGGAGCGAUGGCUCAGGAUCAUGCAGUCAAUCGGAUUCCUCUGAUUCGGACAGCUCAAGUUCAUCCCAAGGCUCAUCCUCAGGUUCAUCAUCUCCUGAGUUCUCGGUGACGUCCCAGCCAAACGGUUUGCGUAUGACAAUAGCGACGGUGCGGAAAUCCUGUGCCAGCCCAGUACUGGAUAAGGGCAAAAGUGAUGUCAAACAGGCGGACAAAAAGUGCGCUCCCAAGUUGAGCUCCAGUUCAUCGAGUGCAUGCUCGGAAUCUGAUUCCGAGGACUCUGAAGACAGUGACAAUGCUAAAAGUGAUGAGGCUCUCAAAGCCAGCAGCAAAAAGGAGGUGGUGGUCACGAAAAAGGUGUGCAAGGUGAAGCCUAAAGUUGAGAGGAAGGUGGAGAGGCGUGUAGUGACCAGAAGGGAGGCAGCUGGGUCCAAAAGCAGCAAUGGCAAGGCCAAGGGAAAAACGAAAAGGAAGAAG